Molecule: messenger RNA, 1341 nt
Organism: Diospyros lotus (date-plum)
Lineage: Eukaryota; Viridiplantae; Streptophyta; Magnoliopsida; Ericales; Ebenaceae
Exons: 3
Coding region: 7-1218 (403 amino acids)
Source: RefSeq, a predicted model, not a curated record
AAGUUGAUGAAAACAUGGCUUAGUGAUGAGGACUACUGCUCCUAUGACGAUUCCGUCGAUUUAUACCUACAAAGGAUAUCAAUUAUAGGAUGUGAUAGUUUGAGACAUGCAUUUUCAGCUUUUGUUGCUAGACAUCUUGUGCACAUCAAAUAUUUAUUCAUAAAAGAUUGUCUUGGAAUGAAAGUGAUAGUGUCAAAGGCCAAGGAAGAAGGAGAGAUGGAUGAUGGUACGAUUAAGUUCAAUGAAUUAAAAGAAUUGGAGCUUGAAGAUUUGCCAAGUCUCAGAAGUUUUUAUGAGUUCAAGUCUGAAGUACCACAUUUAUUUAAUUACCAGGAUGCUUGUCCCAACAUUAAAACUCUCACUUUGAAAGACUUCAAAAGCACAAGAGAGAUACAACUCUGGGAUCUGACUAUCGCACAAGAACAUUUGCAAAAUGUGCGCUUAAUUGGAUGGCAAGUCUCAACUAAGGUUUUAUCUCAUCAUGUGAAGAAAAGCUUUAGAACGAUAUGUUUACAAAAUUGUGGGGGGUUCAAACAUGUUAUUGACCUUGACAACGCAAUAAAUGUUGGUGAAGAGCAAUUUAUUGAUGUGGAAAGGCUAAUGCUCUAUGAUUUACCUGAGUUGGUGUCUCUUAGGAGCAAGAAUCUUCAUGAAAUUGAGGGCUUUCGAAGCUUAAAGUACAUAGAUAUCAAAAAUUGUCCCCAAAUGAAAAGUCUGCUUACACAUUCCAUGGCUACGACUCUUCAACACCUAAAAAAGCUAGUAGUUGAAUCUUGUGAAAUGAUAGAAGAGAUUAUUAUUAUCGAAGAGAAUAAUAUUAAUGUUGUAGGGGAAGAAAAGACAACUUGGCAGAUUGAAUUUUCAAAAUUAGAAUAUUUGGUUUUAAUUAACCUACCAAACCUCAAAAACUUUUGCAAUGAUAACAGAGGUUCUUUUAGAUUUUUAUCAUUGUGCGAAGUUAGGGUGAAGAAUUGCCCAAAAAUGAAGACUUUUGUUUCUGGACAAAUUUGCUUCCUGCCGAGGAUGAUGCGAGCCGUUGUAGGAGCUAAAGAGUUUGAAAUCACAGAUCUUAAUGCAUAUUUUGAGGCCAGGAAGGAUGAGGGUAGCAACCACAUGAUGAAAAUCAUACAGUGGGCAGAUGACUUCGACCGGAAUAAAUUACAUAAGAGACAAUAUUUCGGUGAUUUUGAGGACAGGCAGCCACACAUAUAUUGGUGAUAAACUCUUAUCUGAAAAGAAACUUUUUUUUUUUUUUUCUUCUCAGUUUUCUAAUUAAAUAUAAUAUUAAAUUUGCUUAGUUAAUUUGUUAUCAACUCUUUGUUUGGUGUGGUACAAUUUAAA